AUGCUGGGUCCAUUAGAACUACAGCUUUUCCCUUCCUGUUUCAACUGCAUAUCAUGGUCCGCAGAUGGUGAAAUUGCUGUAGCGGCAGGGGAAUAUGUCCAAAUAUUAGUCAAGAGGGAGGGAGGAAACGGAUCUGGUUCCCAAGCCGCAACCAAAAAUUGGAAUGUGACACGCAUUCGCACGAAUGUCUUCACAAACGGGGAAUGGCCCAUCAUACAUCCACAAAAGCGGGAAAACUUUUCAAUCGGGCCGGAGCAGUCCAUAAGCACUGUCGUCGGUUUGGCCUGGUCAGCCCCAGGACUUGCCAAGUAUAGGCGCUGUAUUUUGGCAGUAUUGACUUCCGGUCUGCUUCUAUCUUUCUAUGAUAUCAGUCCUCAAGGGAGAUGGACACGGGUUGCUAUCGUCAACGACUGUUUAAGUUCGUACUUCAAAUCCCUUGAUGAUGAAGAGCUCAGGUUACGGAAGUCUAAUAUCCGUUCUUUUACGUGGUGUCCGCCUCCCAAAGUUCCGAUUGCGGAACAGCAUGCCACAAGCUACGCAGUGUCACCUCCUGAAAGCCGCUGGGGCAUGCACCUACUCUCGGUCACCAAUGACGACAAUGAUGUGAUUCUCUUGCAGGCUCGAAGAUCCACAGACCCGACUUCCAUAAGCUUAUACUCUUUUGAAGUCCUGUCACUUACUUCACUUCAUGAGCACACAGAGAAUCAAAAUGUUCAACCAGGAUCGAUAUUCUCCUCUGCCCUCAGGAACCGCGCCAGGGUGUCUUUCAUGUCACCUGGCCCAUGGAUCUAUCAGCCAACCAAAGAAAGUAAUGGGGUUUGUUCUGCGAUUGGGAAUGUGGCUAUCACAUUGGGGACACAGCUCAAGAUGGUCAAACAUGUCAUAACCUUGAUAUCGGAUAAUGACCAGACACGUUCUCCAGUGAAGUACAAGGCCCGAUGUGUCUCUGAAGAGAACACAUCUUCGUACGGUGGUCUCCUGAACAGUUAUCACUUGACUGGGCCUCUGCAUUGGCUUUACACAGAGGGAUCCUCUGAAAUUGGUCUUGCCGUAGCUAGCUUUGCUGGAAUGAUUGCACUACGCUUUACUCGAGCAGCAUAUCAAGGGGAGAAAGCAGCAAAGAAGGGUAUCCAAGUUAAAGAACUACCGUUCUAUGAGCCUACUGGAAGUGACAUAGGCACUGACUCCCUGAGGCACUGGGAACAGACAAGUGCCAUGACUGUUGCUUUGGACGAAGCAUCGCAGACACCAAUCCUUCAUCUCGGCACUGUAGGUGGAUACACGGCGACUGUGACACUUUCUGGCAUCGAAAGCAACGAUGGACCCCCAGAAACGCCUUGGAAGAAACAACUCGAUAAUGUCCGCGAACAGUUUGACAUAGCCCGUGACCUUGGAGGAUAUACCAUCAGCAGAACCUGGGGUCUUGCGUCCUAUGAAGGUCUUGUUGUGGCAGCUUUUACACUACAUCCAGGAGACACGGUUGAAUAUCGGACUUCUGCAGAAGAGCGAACAACGCUUGUUUUCUCCCACGCGAAUGCAGAACUUACGGAAUUUGAUGACCUGGCUUUCCCCUAUCCCUUACCAGAUCGAUCACCGGACGCCCUGCGUAGACAAAGAGAAGCUACUUUGGGAUAUAUUCUCUUCGUUGAAGAUGGCGACUAUAGCAGACUGACAUUGAGUCGGAAAAUGCUCUAUGCAGCAGCUUGCUGCGCCAUUGUGGACUCUCAGAACGACACGAUAUUGUCUCAGGCUCGAAAUGCUCUGGAGUGGCUAGCAUCAAGUGUAGAUGUUGAUCUGUCUGAUGAGAUAGCUAAAUGCUCGGUGCCAGGCAGUACGAUAGACGCAAAAACUGCAGAGCAGCUAGAGGUUUCAGGCCAACAGAUCUUCGAACAAUGUGCUAUAUGCGAUGCAGGGCUCUCUUGGUACUCCGCCGCGGAAGCUCAGUGUGCGGCUGGCCAUUUGUUUGUGCGGUGCGGUGUGACAUUUCUGGCUAUUCAAGAGCCGGGCCUUUCGAAAUUCUGCUCGCGCUGUGGAACAGAAUAUCUCAGUGAGGACCUUGUGCAUGAUGAACUUGAACAUACCUGUCGAACCCUGUCGGACGCAUUCGACACCUGUAUAUACUGCAGCGGCAAAUUCCAAGCCUAG
This is a messenger RNA of Aspergillus caelatus, 2145 nucleotides long. RefSeq lists its product as uncharacterized. The transcript has 5 exons. NCBI's taxonomy places the organism in Eukaryota, Fungi, Ascomycota, Eurotiomycetes, Eurotiales, Aspergillaceae. The record is from RefSeq and is a predicted model, not a curated record. Gene Ontology annotation, molecular function: histone acetyltransferase activity. Bases 1 to 2145 code for a protein of 714 amino acids. Gene Ontology annotation, cellular component: transcription factor TFIIIC complex. Gene Ontology annotation, biological process: transcription initiation at RNA polymerase III promoter.